GUCAAAACGAUACAUCUAUGAAAGAGUACUGCCGUAGCGUAUAACUUGUUAGAAAGCCAUACCUGCACAUGUUGUCCUGCAUGGCUUUGGUCGUGUGUGCACGCUGCUCAGGGUAAAAGCAUUUAGGGAGAAGUUGUUAAACUCAACCUUUCCGUCAUUCCUACAACUCCAGAUACACACAUUACAUCAGCAUGGAACGGCGCGUGUGGGUUAAGAAACACAACGGACAUCCCACCUGCAUCCGAGUCGCAUCUGCGGACAUCGUAGACGACCUCAAGUCGCGCGUGAUGGAAAAGUACCCAACGUCCAUUGCCCAGCAGUGCGACCCGGCCGACUUGGUGAUACGCUUGGUUUACCCGCAAUGGACCACUUCCACUAGCAUGCUUAAUACCGGACCUACAUACAGACGGCCAGGGCAGCCAUCUCAGGCUGUUUUAGCCGCCCAUAUCAAACGCGAAGCCACAACCUCGCCGCUCUCACCGGCCCCAAGCGCACUAAAAAAGCCUGUCUUCAGCUCUCUGGAACCCCCGGGCCUGACAGCGGUGCUUGAGCCGGACCAGGUGGUGGGCAAACUCCUCGAUCACUACUUUCCGAACGGAAUGGGCAUGUCAGAUGCGUUUCUCAUCGAGUAUCCGCAAAGUCUCGUGGUGGGCAAUGCUUCGGGAAGUCAAGCCUCCCAGAACUUACAAGGUUUUCAGAGCCAGAGCUUUCAGACCCUGGGCUUUCCCAACCAGAUCACACCCCGGCAGGCAAGCUUUCCGGGGCCUUCGCCGUGCCUGGAACACGGCUUAGUUUCGCCUAACCCGGUCUACCCGAACCUGACAAUUCAGCAGAUGCAGCAGUCGUUGAGUCCCGUGGCGGCACUGAACCCGCCGCCGAUCCACCGCGCGCUGCUUUCGUCACCGCGCUCCGCAUCUGUGGCUCCGAGCCAAACGCUUACGCGUCACCUGACCCUCCCAAACCAGAGCAUACGGGGCGCAAAUGCGCAUACGCGUGCAUUGUCGUCGGAAUCGACUCCUAGCAAAGGUAGCACACCGGUGUUGUUAUUGCCGCGCAACUUUACGCUCAGCGGGGCGUCCACGAGCCCGACUGAGGGCAAGAAACGGCCGGAAAAGCUGAGUCUACAGCCGCUUGCCGAAAUCGUGACGCCCAGCGAAAAGUCUCCCUUGGAUCUUCCAGCAAAGUUUCUCGGAGGCUUGGAAGACAUCCAGCGUAACUCGCUACCGAACCUACUCUCAGACUCCAACCUGCUCCCGGGCUCUGGCCCACUACCGGCCUUGGAUGUCGGGCUACCAGCAUCCAUAGACAUCUCGCGGUUCCGGAACAGCUCGAAUGAGCUUACGAAAAAGAAGUCCGCGAACAAGGGCAAAAAGCCGUCCACAACAGACAAGGUGCUUCCGCGGAUCCGCGUGCUCAUCGUGGAGGACAACAAGGUUAAUAUCCGCAUCUUGUCGAUGUUCAUGCGACAGCGAAACAUCAGCUACGCGCUUGCCAACAACGGACAGGAGGCAAUUGACCGCUGGCGCGAGGGUGGAUUCCACUUGGUGCUCAUGGACAUUCAGUUGCCGGUUAUUUCCGGAAUCGGUGCCACCAUCGAGAUCCGGCGCCUCGAGCGCAUCAACAAGAUUGGGGUUUUUGCGGAAAACGAUGGCAACGAGGCUACGUUUCCUGUAAACAUGGAGGAUUUCUUACCAAUCGAGCAGUUCCGCUCACCCGUGAUUAUCGUCGCCUUGACCGCGAGCACUAUGGAUCGAGACAAGACGGAUGCGUUGGCUGCGGGCUGCAACGAUUUCCUUACCAAGCCAGUCAAGCACGAGUGGCUACAAAACAAGAUCAUCGAGUGGGGGUGCAUGCAGGCUUUGAUUGACUUUGACUCCUGGAAGUUUUCCAGCAGAGACGAGGAGACCCAGCCGCCACUCCCAUUACCGCAUAGCUCAAAGGUUCGGAGCAGAUAACGACCCACCCAUGCGUUUUGAUUGUAAAGCUCUGAGUUUUUCCGUUAUUUCAGGUGAAAGUACAAGGGGUCUGCUUGGUAUCCGGUGGAAAUCUGUUGGGGAGCUUGAGAAAGGCCGCCUCUGGGAUUUUGUGAGAUAGAGCCCAUCCCCUUGGAAUUCUCCUGUUUCUGUUGCCGUAUCCCAUAUCCCUCUAUGGCUUGUUAUGUGAGAAGUCUCUGUUGUCUACUGUUUUGGGGGGCUUGUGAGAUAAACUUCACUCGCUUCUUCUGCUCUUGGAGUACUUUCUAGAUAUCCCACUUUUUUUUUCUCCCUGAAGGGGGUUUGGCAGAUAUAUCGAUCACUUUUCAGGUUCAUCGUUAUCUAAUACACCACUCGUCUGUCCUUUUUUUCAGCCCAGACUUCUUCUGUUUGUUCUACUUUCAAUUUGUUAGCCAUGCGAUUCACCCCAUACGGUACUGGCUACUAUCUUUACCUGUUG
Messenger RNA from Babjeviella inositovora NRRL Y-12698, 2433 nucleotides. It is a transcript of the gene SSK1, whose product is annotated as mitogen-activated protein kinase kinase kinase. NCBI's taxonomy places the organism in Eukaryota, Fungi, Ascomycota, Pichiomycetes, Serinales. The coding region runs from base 192 to 1955 and encodes 587 amino acids. Gene Ontology annotation, biological process: phosphorelay signal transduction system. The record is from RefSeq and is a predicted model, not a curated record. The transcript has a single exon.